AUGGUUACAGGAGUGUUUUUAGAUCCAAGGUACCAAUGUUUGCUCGAUGAAAGCACUAAACAUCAAGCAAAAUCACAUUUGAUAGACGUUUUUAAUUUAAUGAACGCACUUAGUUCUGAAAUUUCUGAUAAAAUUAAAACAUUUAUUUCUCAAGAUGAAGAACCAAAGACACAUGUUACACAUGUUAAUGAUACUGAUGACAGCCUUGAAGAAAAUAUUAGAAAUAAAACUAAUGUAGCUUUGGAAAAUAAUUUGGAUAUUGAAAAUUUGGAUAGCUUAAUGCCUGUACCAAUACGUUUGUUGCUUGAAAGUUUUGAUGGUACUUCAAGGUUACACAAUUCUGUUGAUGUUAGGAUUUACUGGGAAAAAGAAAAAAAACUCAAAACCAGAACUAUAUAA
This is a messenger RNA of Macrosiphum euphorbiae (potato aphid), 399 nucleotides long. NCBI's taxonomy places the organism in Eukaryota, Metazoa, Arthropoda, Insecta, Hemiptera, Aphididae. The record is from the annotation of a GenBank genome assembly.